AUGACAGAUCAGGUAGAAACUAAAGAUGAUGUUAAAUCUACGGCAUCAAAUGAUGCGGAAUUGCCAUUAGAUGAGUCCGAGAAUGUUGAGCCAUCAGGGGACAAAAUAGAAAUAGAAACAGAACAGCCGGAUGUAGCAGACGCACCUGCUAAUGACGGUGCUCCCAGUGCUAAUGAAAUAAAGGAGACUGAUGUCAGUUUUGCUGCUACGGAAAAGAAGAAUAAUGAAGAUUCUCCUCCUAUCACUGGUGCUAUUGAGGUGAAGGAAGAAGUUGCAGAUGAACCAGUGGAUAGUUCAACGGUAGAAAGUGAAGCACCAGAUACAGUGGAGGUUGUUAAUAAUGAAACCGAACCAAUUGAUACUGAUAAGGAUAGUUUAUCUAAUGAGAGUGUGAUAAAAUCCAAGCAAGAGAUUUUAGAACAGAAGAUUGAGUCAUUCAAUAACGAAACUAAGCCACCACAUUUACCUCCAAGGGACCACAUUGCGGGAGAGAAACCACCACUUCCUUCAAGAUCUCAUGUGGCAACGUCUUUAUCUGGACCUGUACAUUUCGUACCUCCACCAUUGUCCGAGGAAAUGAAGUCUCCCAAGUUUCGUGCUCAUUUUAAUCAGCAUAAACGUUCCGACAGCAGUGAUUUCGAUUUGAUAUUGAACAGAUUCAUUCAAAACGAAACCGAAUUGGAACUAAGAGAUGACAAAGAGCGUGAGCAUGCAAAAGAAGGUACCAAGACACUAAGAGAAGAAUAUGAUAGCUUACUAGAUCAUGCGGACAAAGAAUUGGUACAAUACGAUUGGCCAUUCUGGAGUAAGCUGGUUCAUAAUUUUAGCGAUAUAGUCAAGGAUGACUCAAAGAAAUUAGAAACUGAAGUAGGGAAAGGUAUCCCAACUCAAGUCCGUGGUAUUAUAUGGCAGCUACUAACCAGUUCAAAUUACAAGGAGAUGGAGGAGUUAUACUGUUCCUUACUUCUAUUGGAGUCACCGCAUGAAAAGGCAAUCAAAAGAGAUUUAUCUAGAACGAAGUUCAUCCCAGAAGGUAAGACAGAUUCUUUAUUCAGCGUGCUCAAGGCUUACUCUCUUUAUGACCCACCAGUUGGUUACACACAGGGCAUGGGUUUUAUUGCUACUACUUUAAUAUUGAACUGUGAAGAAGAAUGGCAAGCGUUUUCUCUAUUAACGAAACUCAUGAAAGUAUACGGAUUAAGGGAUUUAUUCUUGCCGGGAAUGCCUGGCCUGAUGUUGAAAUUGUACCAAUUUGAUACACUUUUGGAGGAAAAUGAUCCUCAAUUGUAUAACCAUUUGAUCAGGCAGGGAAUAAGAUCUACAAUGUUUGCAACUCAAUGGUUCCUGACGAUGUUCGCAUACAAAUUUCCCCUUGAAUUCGUUCUCAGAAUCAUGGAUAUUGUCAUACUUGAAGGUAUCGAAUCGAUGCUAAAAUUCAGUUUAACGUUGAUGUUAAAGAACAGUCGUAAUUUGAUCAUUCUCAGUUUCGAUUCUCUCUUAGACUUCUUGAAGGAGGACCUUUUCCAACACUAUGCUUCUAAGGAGAACCCAGAAGAGUACGAUAUUGAUAGAUUCAUCUCUGAUUCGUUGGAAAUCAAAUUAACUCCAUUGCAAUUGGAGCGUUACGUGAAAGAGUACGAUGAGAUUCACAAGUUGGAAACGGAAAAGGAACAACAAUAUGAGGAACAAAGAAUUAAAAACAGACAGCUUCAAAAAGAGUUGAAGAAAUUAGAAAAUGACUAUUCGCUAUUAAACAGAGAGCAUAUCACUAUUGCCAAUGAACUAAUUGAAAACAGACUUCGGAUGGAAACUCUUCAGGACGAAAAUAAGGAUUUAUUACUAGAGAUAGAAGAUUUGAAGAAACAACUGGAACGUGAACUUUAUAAACAAACGUUACCUAAUCCAGAUGCUGAAAUUCCCACAGAUUUGAAAGCAGAUUUGAAUAGAACAAUGGAAAGAAAUCUGGAAGUUAUGGACGAAAAUCAAGAGCUCAGAACACGCCUUGACGAAUUAGAAAAAGAGAACUAUGAAUUACGCACAGGUAAGACUUGGACCAAAGAUGCCACCAAUCCAAAGGGAAAUCGUCUCGGGAAUUGGGCUUUCAAAUCACCAUGGAAGAAAUGA
Kluyveromyces lactis is the source of this 2124-nucleotide messenger RNA. RefSeq lists its product as uncharacterized. Bases 1 to 2124 code for a protein of 707 amino acids. NCBI's taxonomy places the organism in Eukaryota, Fungi, Ascomycota, Saccharomycetes, Saccharomycetales, Saccharomycetaceae. The record is from RefSeq and is a predicted model, not a curated record. The transcript has a single exon.